Molecule: messenger RNA, 3087 nt
Organism: Lepidothrix coronata (blue-crowned manakin)
Lineage: Eukaryota; Metazoa; Chordata; Aves; Passeriformes; Pipridae
Exons: 4
Coding region: 390-2411 (673 amino acids)
Source: RefSeq, a predicted model, not a curated record
GUGUCAGUCACGGAGGGUCCUGGCUGCUGCGGUGCCGAGGGUCCUGUGACACAGAGACAGGGAGGAAUGUCCAGGCUGCUACAUGGAGCCUUCCAAAUAGAUGGGAGAGUUUCAGAUUUAGUCUCUAGUAUAAAUACGAGUUAAAUGUGCAAAUCCUUCAGUUGGGAAACCGCCUCUUGUUACUGUUUGCACAGUCAGAGAAUGUCAGAUUGAACCAGCUUCGCUAUUCCUGGUUCUCCCUCUGCAGUUCAGCACUCAGAGACACAGAGCUUGCCAACCACAGAGUGCUGAAGGAACAACUCGCAGAGUGCUGAGAGAGAAAGGCCAUUCAAAGAGUCACUUACUGAUCUCCACCUGAGAGAAGGCUCAGCGACACAGAAAGCAGCAGCAUGAACAAGAGCUCUGGUGAUGGAGAGUGCAGCAAAGCCAGUUCCCUUCCCACAGGUCUCUCCAAACUUGUGAUGUGGGCACACAGUCACGGGACCAUAUGCAACGAGAUCCCAGCCCUGGAAUUUAUACAGAACACGGGUCACCUGAGCAGGGACAAUGCUAUGCUGUGGAUGUGCAGAGUCGGACAUGCCUAUCACUGGCAGUAUGAGAAGUUACAUGACAGAGACAGAGAAGGGACUGAGGCUGUAGGAAGGAAAAGGAGGCCCCAGUUUUCCGAGGCUUCAGCAAGGGAAGAUAGCUUUGGGGAAAAGAGGCUCAGGCUGACCCCAUCAUCUUUUGAGAGGGGUCAAGCAGAUGUUGGGAGCACAGGGUCAUGUGGCAGAUCCCCAGGAGUCACUCAGCAGAAGGCUGACACAGCCUAUGCAAGGCAUAAGAAGCCAUCACCCAGAGGGAGUCAAAAUACCAGGGAACUGAUGACAUCUUGCUCUGCAGCAGAGCAGCACUUGGCAGUCGCUGGGCUCCAAACUGGUGGUCAGAACGUGAAGCUCAAAGAUGAUGAUGAUGUACUGAUCAUCUCUGACGAAGAGCAGUGUGUGGCAGUUAAAGACAACCAAGGAGACAGAAUCAACCAGAAUGAUGUGUCAGAGCCACCUACUCAGGUGGAUUUGCAGAUGCUCCAAUGCCAGGAGUUGGCAUUUCACCAGCCAACAGCCCCUCAAAGAUCUGCCUUUGCCAGCAUGGCAGGGCCACCUCUAGCCCGUGCCUAUGUUCUGCAGUCCCCUGUCAGCAACCUGGAGGACCCGGGCAGGAACAUCCUGGGGUUGGGUCAUUUCACUGCUGCAGGGCCCACGGCUGAAACUUCCAGAGCGAGGAACCCCCCGGGGUCAGCAGCACCAAAGGUGUGUUUCAAACCUCUUCCUGUCUCCAGCACCGAAGCGAAGGCCCAGCUUGAGUCAUGCCCCUUGGUGACAUUCUUUAAGUUCCAAGCCACUGCUGAUGUCCAGCAGCAGCUCCAGCUGAGCCCUCCAAAGCAUGGCAUGCUAGGAGUGGACUCCAGCAGGAAUGGCACUGAGAAUUUGGCAGAGGAGAGCGAGCCGUCGGGAUCCAGGCAGGCACCUCAUCCUUCAGCCCUCCAGAGUCCAGAGAGCCAUCCACCUGCAGCCUCAAACAGAGAUGUUCUGCAGAAGCAGGAGAAAAAGAAAAACUCUCCCACUAGUGAUAUAAAGGUGUUCAAAGACUGGCUGAUGUUGCACCACCCCUCUGAGACACGUGAGAUCCACACGCUGCCACCUGAAGACCUCGACCGCUACCUGGUCUCAUUCUUCAGCUCCACCAAGAGACAGGAUGGCACGGAUUUUUCUGCCCAUUCCUUUGGCUUCUUGCAGCGCAACAUCGAGCGGUACCUCAAGGAGCACAGCUACCAGUACGACGUGGUGAGAGGGCUGGAGUUCAGGGCCUCUCAGGAAGCUUGGAAACUAAAGCAUCAGUGCCUGUUCCAAAAGAAGAGGGAGGAAGAGUGGAGUAUUUUGGAGAACCUGACAGAUGAAGAUGUGGAAAACCUUCGUAAGAAGGGAAUUUUAAACAGGAGGGACCCUCAGGGCUUUCUGCACCUCAUGUUCACCAGCAUUGUUAGGGGGUUUGGGGCAAGCACCCACCGCCAGAGCCACCACCUCUACUGGGGACAGCUGGUGCUGAGGAAGAGUGAGGGAGAGGGGGAGUACUUGGAGUGGAAGGAUGAUCUGAGCCCAGAAGGAAACAAAGGGGAGUCAAGCCCACGGCUCUUUGCCAAGCCUGCUGAUCCAGAGAACUGUCCAGUCACCAGUUACAAGGAGUACGCCAGGAGGAGGCCACCGGACAGCCUGAACGACAGCGAUGCACUUUACCUGGCUCCCAGGCCACAGUGCUCCAGCUGGGACGAGGUGUGGUACUUCAGCAAGCCACUGACAAGAGCCAAAAUGGAAAAGAUCUUGAAAGUUAUUACCCAGCAAAUCAGAGGAGCUGUAAGGAAGCCCAGGCAAUAGAGGUGUCCCCUCAGCUUUCCCCCUUAAACCACUCCAAGGCUCCUCUGAAACAGAAUCCUGUCGUGAUAUUUGGUGUAGGCUGAGGGCAAACAUCCUUCUGCUGGUCUUUGCCUUGGCACUGAAGGCACCUACACAUCUGCAGCGCCUCAGCUUCAAGGUAAAUUCCUCUGUUGUUCUUUCUGUUAUUGGAAUUGAUAAUUCAGUGAGUUAAUGAGAAUCUUCGGUUUCACAUUUGCCAAACAAGUUAAUGUUCUACUGUACAGUCAGUGCCAUGAGAAACCACCAGUGCUGACAUAGAGGUCUUGAGGGUGGCACAGCCCAACCAGGAGUGUCAACUGCACCUUCAUUUUGGGGGCUGACACAGCUCAGCCCGGGGCACAGGCCUGCAGGGAAGGAUGAGCAACACGAGGAGAACGACGACGUUGCUGAUCCCCAUCUCAUGGGAUUGUUUCCAACAAGGUUCAGGUCAUUUCCCUUAGUGAAAGAUUCAUAGAUUGCAGAAGUUGUAGCUGUUUUAAGAAGUUAUUUAAAGUGUCUGAUAGUGUUGAAAGGUUUUAUGGUAAGUGGUUUCCCUGGAGUGCAAAAUGCAGCUCCCCAAAGGCCCUGGGAGAUGUGCCGAGCUCUGCUCAGGGCUGUUCAGUGCCUGUUACAUUCCAGUCACGUUGUUGGUUGCAUU